AUGAAGCCAGCAAAACAGUUGAGUAUGUUUGUCAAUAGGAACUUCCUGAGAGCCAAAGAUCCGAAGCUGUUGCAUAGAAAAAUGGAUGUGGGGAUCUCAUUUGAUUCUCCCAACACUACUUUUCAAUUAACCCUUCGUCAUCUCUGGGCUCUGAAGUUUGCCUUCAAAGAUUACUUCAAGAGUCUCCUCAGUUAUAAGGAGGACAAUGAUGGGCACUGGAAAUGGUUGGCAUGGAAUAUGGCUUCUGGAGGUGCAGCUGGUGCAAAAUCCUCUCUUUUAUUGUAUUCCUUAGGCUAUGCCAGAACCUGGUUGGCUAAUGAUACCAAGUCUGCCAACAAAGGAGGAGAGCCGAAAUAUGAUGGCCUUAUUGAUGUGUACAAAAGGAUUUUACGAACAGAUGGUAUUGCUGGCCUGUACCGUGGAUAUUUAUUUCUUCUUAAUAUUACUGGUUUAAGAGGAAGUAGUGCCAACAGGCAGAGCAAUGUUUCUGAUGAUGAGUUUAUCAACACAAGAGGGCUAGUUUUUACUGAGUGUAGAUGGCCAAUGACAAAAUCCUCACUUAUUGAAAACAGUUUAACCUCUAUUGAUCCAUAA
Molecule: messenger RNA, 594 nt
Organism: Cryptomeria japonica (Japanese cedar)
Lineage: Eukaryota; Viridiplantae; Streptophyta; Pinopsida; Cupressales; Cupressaceae
Product: ADP,ATP carrier protein-like
Exons: 5
Coding region: 1-594 (197 amino acids)
Biological process (GO): mitochondrial ATP transmembrane transport; mitochondrial ADP transmembrane transport
Cellular component (GO): mitochondrial inner membrane
Molecular function (GO): ATP:ADP antiporter activity
Source: RefSeq, a predicted model, not a curated record